This is a messenger RNA of Colletotrichum truncatum, 1509 nucleotides long. RefSeq names its product glucuronyl hydrolase. Gene Ontology annotation, biological process: polysaccharide catabolic process. Lineage: Eukaryota; Fungi; Ascomycota; Sordariomycetes; Glomerellales; Glomerellaceae. The record is from RefSeq and is a predicted model, not a curated record. Gene Ontology annotation, molecular function: chondroitin hydrolase activity.
AUGGCACCCCAAGCCGUGGAAGUCAACGUGGAGCCCGUCAUCAACGGUGCCAAGAGAGGCUGUGAUGGACUCGGAUUGAUAGAAAGUGGUCAUCCUCUUAAGCGCAGCAGGGUCCCCAACGAGCAGGCAGAGAAGACAGCUGGACUGACCACACCGCCGUUGUCAUCGGCCGAGACGGAUCGGAGCGGAAAGACUUUGGCAUCAUUUCUAUUUUCACCCAAAGCUAUAGCAAAGAUCUGGGGUGUAGCUCAGCAGAGCUUUUCUUCUGCAUCACCGCCAACUCUCUUCCCAGAAUAUACCAAACCCGGCGGAACAAAGUACGUCUACCGCGAACUGGACUUCUGGACUUCGGGAUUCUUCCCGGGAUGUCUGUACCUACUCCUCGAGCGGCGACGCAAGUAUGUCCACCACAUGAGACACCUGGGCUGGUCCGCUGAAGAAGAACCGCACCAACUACACUUGGAGUUCGCCUGUAAAUGGUGGACGGAGACACUUCACCCCAAUGCGCAGCUCACGACAACACACGACCUUGGCUUUAUGAUCUUCCCCUGGGCGCGGCCGGCUUGGGAGCUGAACCAUGACCGACGAGCGUACCAUACCGCCAUUACAGCUGCGAAAUCGCUAUACAGCCGGUACGAUGCGACAGUCGGUUCCAUUCGAUCCUGGGACGUCUGCGUAACGAAGCGAUACAAGUUCUUGGAUCCCAGCGCGGAUUUCCUCGUAAUCAUCGAUAAUAUGAUGAAUCUCGACGUGAUCUUCUGGGCUGCCGCGCAACUCGGCGACGAACACAUGUAUAAUGCUGCCGUCAAGCACGCCGAGACGACAAGAACGCACCACAUCCGCGCGGAUUUCUCAACUUUCCACGUCGUCAACUUUGAACAAAGCACCGGAGUACCCAAAGAGAAGAUAACGAAUCAGGGUUACUCCGAUACGUCGUCCUGGUCUCGCGGCCAAGCCUGGGCCAUCGCCGGUUUCGCGCAGACGUACGGCUGGACCCGCGACGUGUCGUUCCUCGAGACGGCGAUAUCCUGUGCCGAUUUCUUUAUCGCGCAGACUCCAUCCAGUGGUAUCCCCCCUUGGGACUUUGCCGCCCCGAAAAGCGAGCUCCAGCCUCCAGACGUCAGCGCCGCGAUGAUCUCGGCGUAUGGUAUGCUGCUGAUUCACGAGGCUCUGGUAUCCCUCGGAAGAGAAUCGACAUACCUGAAACACGCCUUGGGAUUGAUACACGCCGCUUGCAACACUCAUAUGAAUGGCGGGGGAAGUUACGUCAAGUCUCAUAGGACGAUCGACACAGUUGAGCAUGGUACGGUAGAUGAAGAGAUUGGUUGGGAGGUGGACAUGGAAGGUGAGCCCGAAACGAUCUUGAAUGGCGCAACUAUCAACAACUACGAGUUCGCGCCACGGAGGUGGGCGAAUCACGGACUAGUAUACGCCGACUACUUCUUCCUGCUAGUAGGAAACAAGCUGCUAGAGAUGGGGGUCCCGGAGCUAUUCGAAAGCAGCGUCUGA